AUGAAGAGAUCAUCAGCUGAACGAUUGUUGACCUGGUGUAAAACAUCCUCAAACCAGAUCACUCACCAUCCAAGAUGUCGAUUUCCACAUAUCAACAACCAAGUUCGACAACAGAGUGUUUGGUCUAAAGAGAACAUUGUUCGAAGUCCCAUUGCUAAUGCUGACAUACCCAAUGUCUCCUUCUCGGAGUACAUCUUCUCUAGAUGUGAUGAAUUCAAAGACAAUACAGCUGUGAUAGAUUUUGAAUCGGGAAGAAACUAUAGUUAUACUGUAAUGAAAGGGGCAGCUAUAAAGGUAGCCAGUGCUCUAACUAGGCUGGGGUACAAGAAGGGUGAUGUUAUAGCAGUCUACAGUGCCAAUGUACCAGAAUAUUCUAUUAUAAUGCUAGCAGCAUCUUCUAUAGGAGUUAUUGUCACCCCGGCCAAUCCUUCAUACACUCCAGGAGAACUAGCAAUACAAUUAGAACAUUCCAAAGCCAAGGCAGCCUUUACCAUCCUUCCUCUGUUACCAAAUUUAAAAGAAGCCAUCAACAGCAAACAAUCCUUAGCAUCAAGUGUCAAGGAAAUCUUUAUACUCGGAGAAGCAGAAGGUUGUCGUCCAGUGUCAGAACUUCUAAAAGAUGACGGUACCAUGUUUCCUGAUGUUUCUAUAGAUCCUAAAAACGAUAUUCUGAUUUUACCCUAUUCCAGUGGUACCACAGGGCUACCGAAAGGAGUGAUGUUAACACAUCAUAAUUGUAUAGCUAACCUGUAUCAAGUCAAAUUAUCAGUAGACAUAAAACAAGGAGUGGACAGAUUUUUAGGAAUUUUACCAUUUUAUCAUAUUUAUGGAAUGAUACCAGUACAGUUUGGUGCUAUAGAUAAUGGUUGUCCUCUUAUAACACUGCCUAAAUUUGAUCCACCUGUAUUCCUUAGAGCUUUACAAGAACAAAAGAUAUCUAUUCUUCACGCUGUUCCACCAAUUCUAUUGUUUAUGGCCAAACACCCCUCAGUAUCUAAAGAAUGUGUACAGAAUUUGAAAUAUAUUGUUAGUGGUGCUGCUCCUCUAGGUGUUGGUCUGUCAAAAGAAUUCACAGAUAGACAUGAACUUCCGAUCUACCAAGGUUAUGGUUUAACAGAAACAUCUCCUGUGAUAGCUAUAGAUAAUCCACCUGCUAAAUUAGGAUCUAAUGGUCCUGUCGUCUGUAACUCUACAGCUAAGGUUAAAGAUGUGGAGACAGGAAGAAGUUUGGGGCCAGGUGAAGAAGGUGAGAUAUGUAUCAAGGGUCCUCAAGUGAUGAAAGGUUAUCUGAAUAAUCAACAGGCUACAGAUGAUAUGAUAGAUAGCGAUGGUUGGCUACAUACCGGUGAUAUUGGUUUCUUCUGUGAGGAGGGGAACCUGGUAAUAGAGGACAGACUCAAAGAGUUGAUCAAAUAUAAAGGAUUUCAAGUACCACCAGCUGAACUCGAAGCUAUUCUGCUGACUCAUCCUAGUGUCCAAGAUGCGGCUGUUAUCGGUGUUCAGGAUGCUGGUACUGGGGAACUUCCCAAAGCUUUCAUUGUCAGGAAACCCAAUACAAACGUUCAGGAAGAUGGCAUCUUGAAAUUUGUAGAAGAGAAAGUUGCUCAACACAAAAGAUUACGGGGUGGUGUCGAAUUUAUUGAUGUUAUUCCAAAAUCACCCAGUGGCAAAAUUCUCCGUCGUCAAUUAAGAGAAUAA
Molecule: messenger RNA, 1698 nt
Organism: Lottia gigantea (owl limpet)
Lineage: Eukaryota; Metazoa; Mollusca; Gastropoda; Lottiidae
Exons: 10
Coding region: 1-1698 (565 amino acids)
Molecular function (GO): CoA-ligase activity
Source: RefSeq, a predicted model, not a curated record